AUGCUUGUCUUAUGUGUGGUGUGUUUGCUGAGAUGGAAUGGCAUAUUCUGGUGUCAUGCCAUUUUCUUUGUCAUGUUGGGAGUAUGGGCAGCUGCAGGAAGAGAUGUUUCUUCUCUUCUGUCGUGGUUGAACGAUACUUCAAGGCUAGUAGAUGGUGAGUCUAUGGGCAGAGUGGUAAUGUUGUGUUGGGCCAUUUGGUCAGCAAGAAAUGAUCUUCUAUGGAAGCAGAGAGUUCGAAGUGUGAGAGAUGUGGUUGUUUUUGCCAAUUCGAGUCUUGAUCAAUGGUUGAAAGCUCAAGGAAAGGGUCCCUUGAUGUCUCCACUCAAAGAAGGAGAUGUUAGAAACACGAAUGGAAAUCUGGUUGCUGCUUUUGUUGGGUUCAAACAUGGCAAAGUCUCUCCUGAAUUGGCAGAAAUCAUGGGCAUUAGGGAGGCUUUAAGUUGGCUUAAAAAUCACACUUACACACAGGCUAUUCUUGAGAUAGACAGCCUGGUCUGUGUUAAAGCUAUUCAGAGUGUAGAAAUAUUUGCUUCAACAUUCGGUUUGGUGGUGGAAGAUUGUAAGAACAUUCUUAAAAAUUUGUUAAAUGUUUCAGUAUUUUUUGUUGAGCAUUUUGCGAAUCGUGUUGCGCACUUUGUUGCUCGGCAUUCUAUUUCUUUACCUGAACGUAUGUUCUCUAUUAAUAGUGUUCCUUUGGAGUUGAUGUCUAUUCUUACGAGUGUUUGCUCGAGUCAAUAA
Molecule: messenger RNA, 738 nt
Organism: Cannabis sativa
Lineage: Eukaryota; Viridiplantae; Streptophyta; Magnoliopsida; Rosales; Cannabaceae
Exons: 2
Coding region: 1-738 (245 amino acids)
Molecular function (GO): RNA-DNA hybrid ribonuclease activity; nucleic acid binding
Source: RefSeq, a predicted model, not a curated record